Lytechinus pictus (painted urchin) is the source of this 9677-nucleotide messenger RNA. RefSeq lists its product as uncharacterized. The record is from RefSeq and is a predicted model, not a curated record. The transcript has 39 exons. Lineage: Eukaryota; Metazoa; Echinodermata; Echinoidea; Temnopleuroida; Toxopneustidae. Gene Ontology annotation, biological process: signal transduction. Gene Ontology annotation, molecular function: protein binding. The coding region runs from base 318 to 7802 and encodes 2494 amino acids.
GCGCCCUCUCACGGUUGAAACGCGGUACUGAGCUACUUCGUGGUUCUCUGAUUGUUUUGGAAGUUGGAGAUCGGUCCAAAAUACACACCCUGUUAUUACAACAAAACUAUUGAUGCGGCAGUUUGGAUGAAAGAGUACAAUUGCUAUUUUGCGUGCUCACUUUCGGUGAUCAACACUCUUUUCCUCGCACUACUUCUCUCUCAUCCUUGCCACAAUACUUGUCAUCCACCAUCAUCAUCAUCAUUUAGCUAAAAACGUUAAAAGGAUUCUGAGAGUAGGAACACACUCAUCUGUAUGUGAAACAGUGUGAAAUCAGCAUGGAGGUCACGAAGCUGUUCACACUGCCCAUGCUCCUCAUCCUGUGUGGCGAUGUGGAGCUCAACCCCGGGCCAUUGCCGAAAGUAACAAGGAUUUCAUCAGUGACUGUCUCCAGAGCUCCAAGGUCAGAUGGCUCGCGUGUGAGUGUCGUAUUUACCGAUCAAAUGUCCGAGAAAGAAAUCUUGGCCUACGCCCAUACCUUCACCGAAGCCGAUUGGUCAUACAUAGGACAUGACCUUGGUUACAACGCCCAAGAACUAAACAACCUUCGUAGACGAUGUCCAAGGCUUAGAGAUGCUUUCUUUUUGAUGAUUAAGAUGUGGCGUGACAACGGGGGCGUCCGGAAGCCUGGAGGCUCCGUCUAUGUGAAGAAGCUGACGAUGACGUUCAAUAGAUCUCCUCCUAGUAAACCUUUAAAGGAAGAUGAAGAGAAGAAGGAACGAGAGAAGAAGCAAGCGAUGCAGCGAGAGAAAGCGAAGACGGAGAAGGAGCUUGCUGCUUACUCCCAUCCAGACAUCAAACCAAAGCUCAAGUCUUGCAAGUGCGGACGAUAUCAUGCAACGUGCGAGGCCAGAGACGUGGUGGAGAUAUGGAACAAGCACCUGCGAGAGGCCCGGAGGAUGCACGAGACCAACCUCCGCAUCGUCCUCUUUGCCCCGCUGCUCUACAACAGAAGCACCCUCGCCCCAAAAUGGCAACAGUGGAUGAGGAAACUAGACCUUAUCAUAGAUGAUUCUGCCCCUCUUGAACGGAAGAAAGAAGUAUUCUUCAGACUGGAUGAACUCGACAAAGUAUUAGAAUUUAUUCACACCAGGCUCUCAACGAUGAAAGACGAAGAUUACGAUCAAAUGACAUGGCUCUUAGAGGAAGUAGAGAAGGUUGAUGAGCUUCAGGUAGCCAUGGAAGUUGCAAAAACCAAUAAAUAUUUUGUCACAUUUUAUGAUAACUUGAAGACGAGAAAGAAAAUGAAAGAGAGUAGGGUCAGUCGUCUAAUGGCUUUGGUCACAAUCAAGCAAUAUUGGCAAUAUGUUCACCAUACAGUGGUCCAUAAAAAGGAAAUUUUAUCCUCUCUCAUGAAAUUGAGUGAAAAGGAUGAAAAGGAUAUGAAUGUUUUAAAGGACAGAGGAAAUCAUCUCUACUCAAACAACAGAUUCCGCAAUGCGCAUGAGAUGUACACAAAGGCUUUAGCUAUAGGUGUAUUCAACCACAUCCUGUAUGGCAAUCGCUGUCAGACGUCGCUGCACAUGGAGGAUUUUUGGGAUGCAUUGUGGGAUGCUCGUCGCGCCAUUACAAUCAGCCCUGAUUGGCAAAAAGGUCAUUAUCGUUACGCCCAAUCGUUCUUUGAACUGAAGGACAUCGACCGGGCACUGCGCGAGAACAAGCGGGGGCAGAAGCUGGUCGGCGACAGCGGGCAGGAGAUCGAGCAGCUUCAGAAUCAAGCGACCCUUUUCAGUGACGAGAAGAAAAGACUAAUGAAUCUCAAUAGCAAAAAGCAUGAGGUCCCCGAUCUCGUGAGUGGGUCUGAGACGGACAGUGAUAGUGAUUCGGAUCACGGUAAGAAACCCAAAAAGCCAGUCAAAACCACAGACCUCAAUCGUGACCUCCAGAGGGGCAAGCUCGACUUCGAGAAGAAAAAGCUUGAAGAGGCGCAGAGAGAGAUGGAGAGAGAAAGACAGAAAUUCAAAGAAGAGAUGGAAAAGAAAGCGAGGAGGGAACAAGAACGCAAAGAGGAGAGAGAACAGAGAAUCAGAGAGGAAAGGGAACAAAGACGCCGUUUAGAGGCCGACAGGAAAAAGUUUGAGGAGGAGGAGAGGAGGAAGACGAAGGAGCUGAAGAAGGAAGUCCAGAAGAUGGAGCGGGAGCACAAAGAGUUGGAAAGAGAUAAUCGUGAACGAUUAAAGAAAGAAGAGAAGGAAAGAGAUAAACGUGAACGAUUAAAGAAAGAAGAGAAGGAAAGACAUGGUAAGCAGAAGGAGAAGCAGGCCAAGAGAGAUGCUGAGAUCGCCAGACAGCAACUAGAACAGAUGCUGAAAGAAAAUGAGCGUUUAGCCAAGGAAAGGAUUGAAAGGAACGCUAUCGAGAAAUGUCUAGCCGAUGCUUCCCUAGCCCUGGUCAGUGGUCAGUCUCGCCAGGCGGUCACCCUUUAUCACAAAGCAGCAGACCUACUCAAGGCUACGAACAAAGAGUACGGUGGUAUGCAUGAAGCAGAUUACAUCGUGUUCCUGUAUGCACAAGCUACUGCCUACCUAAGAUCAGGAAUACCCUCUGAAAUCAACGAAGCUCUGACCAGGUUUGAAAACAUCGGCAAAGAAUUUCCCAGCAUGCGUAAUGGACUUCCUUUUUACGGCCUGGCGACAUCACUCUAUAAACUAAACAGGUUUCAUGAAGCCCUUGACCCGAUAGAGAAGAGCCUGUUCAUCGCCACCCAUUUUGAGCACACCAUCCACACAUGGCCCGGAACUUCAACCAACAUCGAAGAGACAGAGAAAGGCAAGCUAGAGACCGCGUUGAAAGAGCUUGAGCAUUGGUGCAAGCACCCGCCGAGCCCCGACGCCACCUGCAGAUACGUUGACUGCACCACCAAGAGAGAGAUGUACCUCUCAGAUCUAGACUUCAAAGGCUACAUCAAGGUAAAAUGCAGUGAACGGUGUUACAUUGACUACCACAUCAACUGCUGGAAGGCACUCAAGAAUGAGAGGAACAUCACAGGAGGAGAGAGGGAGGCUUUGAAGACUCCCUGCUCAACACCUGAUUGCUUAGGAACCUUGAGUGAUAUCAAAGUGAUUGGUGCUAACGGACUCCUCAAAACAGAAGCCAAGGUUGAGAAACCUCCAAAGCUCCCUAAGGAUGACACCAAGAAGAAAAAUACGCAGAAGCCGAACAAGGACCAGAAGAAAGGAAAGAAGUUCAAGAAGCAACACCAUAGUGAUAGCUCCAAGGUAGAGAAAGGCCAGGGGGAUGCUGAAGGUCAGGCUGGUCAUGGUCAAACUACAGAGGGCGCUCAUGCUGCCAAGGAAGACGCAACCAGUAAAUCGGUUCCUGGGGUUAACAAACCGAGGGCUGGGUCGGAUGCAGGCAUCGCCAUGGCAACAGACUCCCCUGCAGACGGUGCUGUAGGAGGGCAGAAGGGUGACGGAGCAGAAGAAGAGGAGGAGAUGAAACCUGAGGCAACCUAUGUCCUUAAAAGAGAUGAUAUCGAAGAGAGAAAGAUCAACAAAGUGAAGCCCAAGAAGUCACGCAAACCUGCUGUGUUUGAUGAAGGAGCUGCAUCUAACAUCGUCCAGAUUGAAUUUGCACCUGCUAGUACGAAUAGACGUUAUGGGGCUGACGACGCAGAAGAACUUCAGGAGAGAAUGAACAGGGGUUGGCAGUCGAGACUGACCACGUCAGAUGAUCAUCCCUUUGCCAUUCCUUCCCACCUCCAGGAUGCAGCUAGGGGCAUAGAUGCUGCAUUCCAGGAGGAGCCAUCCAUCAUCAUUCCUGAAACGGAUGAAGAGAAGAGCCAGAAAAUGAGUCUAUUUUUACAUUUCACCGAUAUCUUUUCAAACAACGGACCUCUCCACCUUGAGGAUCCAAUCUUGAUCGCUUCCAUGGAACAUCUCACCUUCGAGCACCAGGAACUUCUAGCUAAACGAGGUGGCCUCAAGCCAUUCCUCCGUGAAUCGAAAGACUUUGCCAUUGUUGGUGAUUACGCCAGCGUAAAGAGCGAUGCUCAGAAGUGCAAAGACAUAGCGGUUCUGAAUGGAUAUCAGGAAGAGGAAGCGAGUGACGAUGCUGCGGGAUACACUCUGAAUCCAGACUCGGCCCCAUUCAUCCCAAAGACUUUGAACUCUGAUCUUAGCAUCUUUCAAACAACUCCAGUGGUUGAAUACUUUGAAUCGAAAGGUCUUGUGGGUUAUAUGGGUCUCCCAGGUGUCCGCAGACCCGUGUUCGGAUUGGAUUCGUUUGAGGGUUCUGAUAGUGACGAUUAUGACAAGGAAGAUGAAUCAGACUCUGGUGAUAGUCUUGCCUCAUCAAGCGACGAUGAUGAUGAGGAGGAUGAUAGCGGUGAUGAUGAUGAAGACAGUACUGAAUCUUUUCACGAAGCAUCGUCCGAUCUCCAUGCUUCUAAUUACGAUGGAAUAGAAUCGGAGCUGUACGAGUCGACCCUCCAAGGCAACGUCAGUGCUCUGUCCGAUUCCAAGGUCGACGGCAUCGAUGACGAGGACUAUCACUGGGAGGAUCAUUACAGCUCUAAGGAACUCGAUGAGGUGAACGAUGUCAUAAUUCCAAAAGAGACUGAUGAUGCCGUCAUUGGCAAUGACACCAAUGAUGUACCUGUUCAUGAACGGACCGAAGUAAGCACUGAACAGUCCCAUCCACAACACAAUGAUGAAGGGCUAACGGGAAAUACUGGGAGUAAUAAUAAUAGUACAGAAACCAAAGACACUACUGAAUCUACACAAGAUCCUGCAGUACAGGAUAGUAUGACAAAGUCGCCCAUUCCUCCAGAAAUGGACAAUGCUGCUGUAGAACUUGAUGAGGACGGAAUCACCCGUGGUCAAUCUGAACCUGGUCAGAACGAUAGCCUCCACGGUGGAGCAACUGUUAUUAGUGAUACCCAUGAAUCUGUAGAUAUUUCUGAAAAUUCUGAAAGCGAGGGAGCAGGGACUACUCCUGCGGGAUUGGCAUCAACGGUGCAAUUGGAACCGUCUGCAACUGACUCUGUGACUUCUGGAUUGAGCGAGGGUUCUGUUAAACAGUCUCUGGAACUCGAUGAGGAUAGCAGUGAUGAUGGGACAUCUGUGGAUCAGGUUUUGAAUCUCAAACCCAGUGAUGAUAAUAAGGAGGAGGAGGCGGUGGAGGAGGAGGAGGCGGUGGAGGCAGUGGAGGUGGAGGAGGAGGAGGUAAAGAAAGAGACGGAGGAGGCAGUUGGUGUAAGCACCUCACAGACUGAAGACUCCUCCAUUCUAACUCUCCCAGGAUCCCUUGUUUCAAAUACCCCUCCAGGAACCCUUGUAUCCAACCCGCCUCCUGUAGAUAAUGACUUGAAAACACCAAGCAAUACUCAAGGACAAAACCAAACCCCAGAAUCAAAUAAAUCUACAUUAUCUGAGAGCGACUAUGAGAAGAUGUUUGAAAAGAGAAUGCAACAGUGGAAGGAACAACACCCGCCCUCGCCUGUCCACGAGCAGAGAAGCUUUGGAACAAACACCGAUGAACGGAAGGACCAAUUGGAAUAUUUGGAAGAGAAGCUUACUCUCUUUCGAAGGUCUCUGGAACAGGCAAAAAGAGAGAAAAAACAGAUGGAGGAUAAUAUGGCAAGGUAUCAUGACAGCGUUAACAAGAGUGCAGAAAAAGAAGUAAUCGUUUGGAAACGAAAACAUCAGGAAAUCUGGGAUCAAUAUCGAGAUUUGGAUGUAAGCAAAAGCUUACUGACUUUGAAAUAUAAUGAACUUGAAGACGAACAUAAACCAUGUAACUCAAAGAUAAAGAAGUAUGAUGGUCUGAAGGAAAGGUUUGACAAACUGGUUCUGGCUUCAGCAGAAGAAACAGAGUCAUUGAAGGGUGAGAUUGGUGUACUUCGGAGCUCAGUCAGAGACAAAGAGAAGGUCAACAAGACGCUCGACAAGCAGUCGAAGAAGCUCAUGUAUGAGAAACAAGAACUCCAGGACGCCAUGUCCAAACUCCAAUCUGAGAUGGCCAUCGUGAAUGAGGAGCGUCUUACAGCAAUGGCCAGGAGAGCUCAGACAGAGAUGGAAUUGGAGGAGACAAGGAAGAUUCCCAAGGAACUCAAGGAAGCCAAGCAUGCCUUGGAGGUACGUCUCAAGGCCAAGGAAGAAGAGGCAGUGAAGUCAUUGGAUAGAGCCUGCAAAGCAGAGAGUCAAUUCCUGCACCUGUUUAUGUCGAAGGAGUUGAAACCAUUAGAAGAAGCUUGUAAAGAAGCAGAGUACCAUAUUCAAACUAUAGCCAACAUCCUGCAAAACAACCCUAUGAUGGAGGAGCAUGUUAGAGCAAUCCGGAGUAUGUGGCAGGACUGUCUUGCAACCAACCAACGGGCUGUUUCUAAAGCUCAGAAUGAAUACCAAGCUCAGAUGAUAUCCAUUCAGAACGGAGGUGCCUUAGACGCCAUGAAGCCAGUCGAAGUCCCUGCUCCCUACAAACCAGAGGGUCUCGUCAAAGGUGGAGGCUUCGGAGCCGGUAGUUCCCCCACCGGUCCGCCAUCCAUGCCGUCGCCUGCCACCAUGACCCAACCCGGCAUGGGUGGAUCAGGGUCAUGGUUGAUGUCAGGCCCGAGGCAGGGCGGGGCAGACCCUAGGAUGCAGGCAGGGACACCACCGGUAGUAGACCCCCAGGAGGGGAUGAUGCCAUCUUCGAUGAUGGAGGAAGCGCUGCAGAACAGUGGUGGAAUGGAAAACCAAUUUGCUUCCCAGCCCCAAAGCAUCAGUGAAGCUCAACGCAAAGCCAGGGCUAUUGAACAAGCUGAGGCUAUGGUGGAGGCCCAAGCACAAGCCCAAGCACAAGCCCAGGCUCAAGCACAGGCACAAGCCCAGGCUCAAGCACAUGCUCAAGCCCAGGCACAAGCCCAACAGCUACAGCAAGCCCAAUUGCAAGCCAUGUCUCGAGCCCAAACACCACCCAUGGUUUCACAGGGAGAGGGAGUCGUCCAGCACGGUGCUAUGUCGGGCAAUGGUUUUAACCACCACCAGCAUCCAAAUGGUCAGUCUGGUCCUGACUCUGGAGCAUCCAGGAAAACUUUCACCGUUCCACCGAACAUGCAACACGCCCAGCAUCAGAUCCAGAUGUCGCAGCAACAAGCGGCCCGCAACCAACAACUUGCAGCCAUGCAACACCAGCAACAACAGAUGCUUGCUGCUCGGCAACAGUUUAUGGAGCAGCAGGUCGCACGCCCCAAGAACAGCUUUGAAAGAAUAAUGCUAAGACUGCAUGGUAUCUACUCAAGUUACAACAAGGUCCAGUUGACUGGGUUUUUGAAGGAUGUCCGCACCUCAAACAACGGCUCCCUCUCUGGUCUGUCGGUCGACGACAUCAUCCGUCGCGUCGGUGAGCUCGUCCGCCAACGCCAACGAGAGACCGCAGGCAAUGCCUCCCAGAGAAUGCAGAGCAAAGGGUUCGCCAACCAGCAGGGCAUGAUGGGAGGGCGCCCUACAGCCCCGCCCGUCAACCAGCCAGUCAACCAGCAGCAACCCAAGCGCUCCUCCUACCAUCCAGCUCCCACCCCAUCCCAGCCGGCCUGGACCACCGUGGGUCACAUCCAGAAGGGUCUCAACUGGCACAAGGAGCUUGUGGACGGGGAGGAGGGGGAGGAGGACCCCUGCGUCAUAUGCCAUGAUGAGAUGAGUGGGGACGAUAUCUUGGAGAUAGAGUGUGGACACAUCUUCCAUGGACGGUGUAUCCAAGAGUGGUUGAAGCAGCAGAACACUUGCCCGACGUGUCGCAACUACACCAUCCUCAAGAAUGAUUAUCCAACGCUACACAAGUGAGAGAGAGAGAGAGAGAGAGACAAGGACACACAUUAAGAGGCAUAUAUCUUCCACCAUCUCUUAACUCCGGUCAGUAGACUCCGUCACUGCACAAGUAAAAGAGAGAUAUGGACAUGGUAGGCAGAUAUGAAGAGGCCUUGAAUUAAUUAACCUCCAAAGACUAAGCAUUUUUUUUUUCAGAGCAGAAUAUACAAGUGUAAUACUUGUGUCAUCCAAGUUGAAUUUCGCGGAAGUUGAAAACAGGAUUUCUGUGGUCCAAACAGAUAGAUGCACCUGACUGACAAAUUUGCUCCGAGCCAAUCAGAUGCAGGGAUUUCAGUAGCUUAUAAAAAAACAAGUCCGGUGAAAAAUUACUGUUUUGUUCAUGAAAUGUUCCACUGAUUGAUUUGUUGCCAUUUUGAGUUAGUUACUACUUGAUAUCAUUUCACCCGAUCUGUUCACCGCUGCACUGGAGGAGGUCAUUUGUAAACUACUAGACUGGGAAAAGUACGGGGCUAAACAUUGAAGGGGAGACCCGAGUAUCGUUGAUGAUAUCAUUCUAAUCACUAAUGAUGGAGAAGAAUUUAAUUUCUCAUAAGUAUAACUGAAAAGUUCACUUCAUCUUUUGUCGCCAAAAUGAAAAUUGCAAUGGCCAUUUGUGUCUUUUCUGGUCCUGUCGUUUGACAAUCAGUCUUCUAUAAUUUUUGUUUUGUUUUUAUAUAUAUAUAUAGUCUUUUUUUUUCUUGUUAUCUGAGUCCCCUUACCACAAAACUUAGUGCUUGAUAUUAGGUUUGAUUUUUACGCUUCUUUGCUCAAUAUAUGUAAUCAAGUGCACAAAUCGAUUGUACGAUCAUUAAAUGACACAGUUUUGUGUUACCGGCUCCAGAUGUCCCUGAAAAUGUUGAGGUUUUCAUUGAUUUUAUAUGAUUUGAUCAAUAUAUUGAAAGUAUAGUGACACAGCAUUUAUUUUCUUAGUAGCGUGUACUACAGAUAAAGCAACUUUCUUUAGCAUAUCCUGUAGAAAUAAGGGGUUAGUAUGGAAAUAUAUAGUUUCUUUAAACGAUUACUAGUCUGAUUUCUUCCACAUCCCUUUAAACAUGACAUGUAUUGAGGAGGCAUUGGUUAUCAUUAAUUUGACUGUAAAAUGUGUGCAGUAACAUGUUAUUUGUUACCCGAGUCUGUGAUUUGGUGUGAAAGUAAAGCCCAGAAUAAUUACACCUGAAAAUUAUUAUUCAGUGCUUCAAAAAAGUGAAACACAAAGUGAAGAGAAACACCAUCUCAAUUUUAUUUUAUACUAAAUGUGUUGCAAUUAGAAUCGAAACUAGAUAACGAUUUUCUAGUGGGAGAUGUCUUAUAAGCUUCUGCUCGAAUUUUAUUUAUAUUAUGCCUUGGUAUUUUUUUAAAAUGCAUAUUAACAUAAACAAAUUGCAGUCAUAAAUAUAUUAAAGAUACCUAGGAUCCCAUCUUACAAAGGGUUGCGAUUGAUCCACUCAACCACUACUAUGGAAAGCAAGACAUGCCAUAAUUUGCGCAAUGUCCCCAAGGAAGCAAAGAGAAGCGCACUGCAUAGUCGAGACUAUGACGCAUGCAUGGAUAUACUGUGGACUUUGUCUAAUUAUGGGGCGUUGCAAGAAACUUGCACUCAAUUGCAAGUCUACUGUUUGUCCCUAAAUCAUAAGUUUUGAAAUUAAUUGCAGAUUUGCCUUUGAUUGCUAAUCUGCUCCUUGAAACAAGGAGUGUAAUCUGAUUUGCUACAGCUAAAAUUGAUCUAUCAAUUGUAAAGUUGCAGUAGAAUAUUUGCAAUUGAUUGCAAUAUUUUCUUGCAACACCCCCUAAGUCCACUUGCCAUAAGUCAAAUAAUCGGCUAACUUAGAGCAUUAUAUCUGACCAGGAGCC